Messenger RNA from Neopsephotus bourkii (Bourke's parrot), 3500 nucleotides. It is a transcript of the gene CUNH1orf198, whose product is annotated as chromosome unknown C1orf198 homolog. NCBI's taxonomy places the organism in Eukaryota, Metazoa, Chordata, Aves, Psittaciformes, Psittacidae. The record is from RefSeq and is a predicted model, not a curated record. The transcript is spliced from 4 exons. The coding region runs from base 111 to 1118 and encodes 335 amino acids.
GUCUGCAGCAGGGAAGGGGAGGGAGGAGGCGGUUCCCAUUCCUAUUCCUAUUCCCGCCGUGCGAGCGCUCCCGGCUCGCUGUGUGCGGGGCUGGCGGCGGCGGGGUGGCCAUGGCUUCCAUGGCGGCGGCGAUAGCCGCCUCCCGCACGGCCGUGAUGAACGGCAACCGGCCGCUGGACGAGCGGGAGCGCAAGCGGUUCAGCUACUUCUCCUCGCUGAGCCCCAUGGCGCGCAAGAUCAUGGCGGAGAAGGAGCGGAUCCGCGAGCGCUACGGGCCCGAGUGGGAGCGGCUGCCGCCCCGCCAGCAGGACGAGAUCAUCGACAAGUGCCUGGUGGAGCCGCACAUCCAGGCCCGCUACGCCGCGCACCGCGGGGCCGCCCGGCCCGCCGCGCAGCCCGCCUCCUACCCCAGCCUCCGCCUCAGCACGGGCCAGAAGGUGGUGCACUUCGGCGACGAGGACAUAACUUGGCAAGAUGAACACUCAGCUCCAUUCUCCUGGGAAACAAAGAGUCAGAUGGAGUUCAGCAUUGCAUCUCUGUCCAUACAAGAACAAGGUGGUGCCCAGUUGCAAAAUGAACAGAGGCAGCCUGUUAAAGCAGCACCUGGUGUCCAAGUCCCUAAAUCUUCUCAGGCCAAUAAGACCCCUGGCUCUGAUGGGUUGAUAGCAUCUAGAAAAGAAGAGGAGUCCUCUUUCUGGAAGAUAAAUGCAGAGCGCUCAAAGUUUGAAGGACACAAGUCUGAGUUUCAGUCCCUCACUCCCAGCCAGAUCAAGUCCAUGGAGAAAGGAGAGAAACCCCUUCCCUCUUUCUACAGACAAGAGUCUACUCCAAAGGAGAUGGCAAAAGCUGAGAAGCCCAGCGUAACUAAACCAGAGAAGUCUGUUGCCCCCAGCCUACCUUCUGUAUCUCUUGAAUGGGAGAAACCUCGACCUGCUCAACUCCCUACUAGUCCUCUAGAUGACUUCUUUCUUCCUGAUGCACCACAGGACCUGGCAUCUUCUAGGACAAACAAGGAAGAUCCUGAUGGUACUAUACUUACAGAUCCGCAAACACCUGGACAGACUAGUACAAGCAAUGUUAUCUUGAAGACUGGCUUUGAUUUUCUAGACAACUGGUAAAAUACACUUCAAAGUAGAUCAGAUCAAUUUCGGGGAAGGAGUGGAAUAUCUUGCUCCUUGUACGUUAAUUUACUAGCAUUUGUGUCUUUUUCUAGAAGUAAAUUUCAAACUCUUAAAUGUUGCCUUUGUAUAAACUUUUGUAAUACCAUAUGCGGUUUUGGUUUUUUAAACAGUGAUAGAAGUGUGGUUUCAUUUGGGUAUUUUUUUAAUAUCUGUUAAAAUUUUUAGUAGCUACUGUAUUGAGAGGAUGCGAGAAGUUACCAUACACAUGUUAAAGAAAAACAGAUGAGAGUCUCCACGUGCUACAAGUGGAACCUACAGGACCAGAUUGCUGUUUUCAAUCGAAAUCCUGCUGGCAUGGCUUGUAAGAGAUAGCGUAGCACAUGCAGUGGUUCCAAAUAAGCAAGUAACUCCAUACUUCAGAAAACUAGCAAAAACAGUAUGAAAAAAAGCGUACAGAUGAAUUGCAUUGAUUUCUAUACUUCAUUUUGUUUGAAAGUAACUUUUGUACCACUUACUUGAAAACACUUUUCUUUUAAAGAGGGCAAAGGCAUUGCCAAAACGAUGGAUCCAAAGAAGCACUGUGUUUGUACCCUACAAAUCUGCUAAAAUAACAAAAGUGUGUUAGAAAAAUGACCUGGGGAAAUGACAGCUUUUUCUGAUCUUUGGAUUAGAGACUCGGGGGUGAGUGGGGUGGAAUGGGAUAACACCUAAUGAAUGGGAGAAACUAUCUUCAGGGAACACAAGCCUAAUUAUUUCACUGCCUCCUUACUAGAGAGUGACUCUUUGUGAUAGUAGUGCUGGAAGGACAGCACUGAGAAUUGCUGGAGUUUAAAUUACCUUUGUGUCAGGCAACCACUAUGUUUAUGGGAGGUUAUAGCAGUAUAAGGCUUCUUUGUUUUUUAAGCAGCUUAUCGUCUCAAGGACUCAUCAACUUUGGUGCUUUUUCCUCCUUGUGGGUACAUUCUCUUCAGUGUUCAAGAUGUGGGUUACAUUUGUUCCUGAGGUGCAGAGGCAUCUCAAGGUGGCCCUCAGAAGACUUGCCUCCAGUUCUGCUUUUGAAUGAUCUUUGGUGUUUUAAAUGUAGAGAACAAGACUAGCUGUUGUUUGAAUCUGUCGUCUCUGAAAUGCAGCAUGAUUUACACACUGACUCUCACUGUGUUUACCUCACCUUGAAGCCUUAAUUCCCCCUACGCACAGCUAGUGACUGGUCUGCUCCAAUGCCAAAGGUUUGACCUUUCCCUUUACCUCAGCAAUAGUCCCAUAGUAUUUGUUUGGGGUAGAAGGCAAAAUACAGGGGUCUAAUGGGUCUCAUGGGUCCCAGCCAAGGCUAUGAAGGUCACCAUCUCCUAGACCGUAAUUGUGCUAUGCUUCUCAUGGAUUAGCACUUGACAUUUGGUUCAGUGCCAGGGGCAGUUAAAUGUGCAGAAUUGGAUGCUGCAGGAUUUUCUUCUGCCUGUUACAGGAAGUUUGAGAUGUCCUGGAAAAAUCCUUGCAUCUAAGUGAUGUGCUGCUUGUUCUGAACAAGAGCAGGAUGUUGAUAAAUGUUAAAACUUACUUGUUGAUGAAGGAAAAUGCUGUAAGCAACCACCAAGCCCAAACCCCCAAGUUUUUCUAGUGUUUUCUUAAAAGAUUUCUUAGCUAAUGAGGAAGACUGCCACAGAGUUAAGUGAUUCUGUAGCCUCCUUAUUUAUAGACUUCUGAAAGCUUCUUUACAUCCUUGCUGAGAUGUACAAACUCCUGUAACUGAUGGAUAUUGUCUCUGCAUUCAGCAAUUCAGAAAGCACUUGCUGUUUCUGCCAGCCUGGACUUUAUUGUGGUUUUUUCUUAGCUGACCAUUUUUAGCAUGUGCUACAAGCAUCCAGCAUUAAUCCAGCUUAGAACAACUAAAGUUGCUAAAGCACAAAUUCUUCGGGUGUGUAAUUAGUGUUGACUUGCACCUUCUUUUCAAAGCUGACAGAUGUUAACUCUGGGGCCUACAGUUACCAGUGAAUCUCGUUUGCUGUACACUCAGCUGCUGAAAAGUUGUAAAUCGAAGGUGAAGAUGCACGUCCUAAUCUUGCUUUGAUAUGGGGAGAUCUAAAACCAAAGUCUCCUACUGACAUUUUAAACCUCUGCUAAAUACCUUAAAGCUUCUUAGGGAAGAACCUGGGCUGCCUGUCGAUUCCAUCGGCUAACUCGACCCUAAUACACAUUGGGACCAGCUGGUAGAACAUGCUGCAGAACUUUUUACUUAUCCUGGUAGGUUUUUCCUGUGCUUUGACAAGAGUUGAUGCUCCUUCUUUCUUUAGUAUGUUUUUAUUAAACAUUCUUACAAAAAAAAAAAUGUACUGGGUCACAUUUUAUAUUAACAAUGUUUUAAUAAAGUCACUUUAAAUAGAA